GAUAGGAGGGGACCACUGCCUCUGAAAUGAGUCUCUCUGGGGAGAGCGAGAAGAGAGGCACUGCCUCUAAGAGGAAGUAUUCUGACCGAGAGGAGGGGGCCACACCCUCUAAAAAGAGUCUGCCUCAAGACACCAGUUCUAAGAGUGUCCAGAAGCCCAGAGCAGAGUCACCUACAACCAGCCUGCUAUCAAUGAAGAGUGAUCAGCCACCUGCUUUCAGCCAGGAACCAUUACCAGAUGACAAUAAGGAAGUGGAGAGUUUGGACAGUGAGGAUGCAUUAAAGAUCACACACAACCUUCUGGACAGAAGAAGUCAAACUCUGCUGACAGUCCAACAAGACAUUAAGGCUAAACUGAAACACAAGUAUCAACACAUAUCUGAAGGAAUUGGACACCAUGGAAACCAAAGUCUGUUCAAGGACAUUUACACAGAGCUCUACAUCACAGAGAGUGGAAGUGGAGGGCUCAAUAAUGAACAUGAGGUUAGACAGAUAGAGAUGGCAUCCAAGAAACAAACCACACAAGAGACACCAAUCAAAUGCAACAAUAUCUUCAAGCCUUUACCUGGACAAGGCAAAUCUAUCAGAACUGUGCUGACAAAAGGAAUCGCUGGCAUUGGAAAAACAGUCUCUGUGCAGAAGGUCAUCCUUGACUGGGCAGAGGGAAAAGCAAAUCAGGACGUUCAUUUCAUGUUUCCUCUUCCUUUCCGUGAUCUGAACCUGAAAAAGGACCAAUACAGUCUGAUGCAACUUCUUUCCCACUACUUCUCAGAGCUGAAAGAGAUUGACAGCAUUGAAGAUGGUGAAACCAAAACUGUUUUCAUUUUUGAUGGUCUGGAUGAGUGUCGACUUCCUCUAGACUUCAAAAACAAGGAGAAGUGCUGUGAUGUCACGAAGCCAACCUCAGUGGACGUGCUGCUGACAAACCUCAUCAAGGGGAAUCUGCUUCCCUCUGCUCAUCUCUGGAUAACCACACGGCCUGCAGCAGCCAAUCAGAUCCCUCCUGAUCGUAUUGACCGAGUGACAGAGUUACGAGGGUUCAAUGAUCCACAGAAGGAGGAAUACUUCAGGAAGAAAAUCACAGAUCAGAAUCUGGCCAGUGAAAUCAUCAAAAACAUGAAGACAUCAAGGAGCCUCCACAUCAUGUGCCACAUGCCAGUCUUCUGUUGGAUAUCAGCCACUGUCCUUGAGAUGAUCCUGAAAGAGGCAGAGAAGGAUGAAGUCCCCAAAACUCUGAUCCAGAUGUACUCACACUUCAUACUCAUCCAAAUCAUUGUGAAGAACAGGAAGUACAACAAAGCCUCAGAGACAAACCCAAAGGAACUGUCUCAGUCAGACAAAGAGAUGAUCCUGAAACUGGCAAAGCUGGCUUUCCAACAGCUGCAGAAGGGCAACCUGAUCUUCUAUGAGGAGGACCUGAGAGAGUGUGGCCUUGAUGUCACAGAGGCAUCAGAGUACUCAGCAUUGUGUAGAGAGAUCUUUAAAGAAGAAUCUGGGCUGUACCAAGACAAGGUCUACAGCUUUGUGCAUCUGAGCAUUCAGGAGUUUCUAGCAGCAGUGCAUGCUUUAGAAUCAUGUCUGGACAAGAAGGAAAAUGUUUUCUCCCCCACUAGUGAUGAUGAUGAAGAUGAGGAGGAGAAGGAUGUUGACGAUGAUGAAGAGAAGGAGUCAAUCCAGUUGUCUGACUUACACAGGAGCGCAGUGGACCAGGCCUUGAAAAGUAAGAAUGGACACCUUGACCUGUUCCUCCGCUUCCUUCUAGGUCUCUCACUGGAGUCCAAUCAGAAUCUGUUACGAGGCCUUCUGACACAGACAGGAAGUACAACACAGACCAAUGAGAGCACAGUUGAGUACCUUUCAGACAAGAUCGAGGAGGAAUCCUCACCAGAAAGGAUCAUCAACUUGUUUCACUGUCUGAAUGAGCUUGGUUCCAACUCUCUAGUUGAAGACAUGCAGACCUCCCUGCGAUCAGGAACCCUUUCAGCAACAAGACUAGAACCUGACCAAUGUUCAGCCCUGGCCUACCUGUUACUGAUGUCAGAGGAGGUGCUGGAGGAGUUUGACCUGAAGACAUACAACACAUCAGAGGAAGGUUAUCAGAGGUUGCUGCCGGUCGUGAAAACCUGCAAGAGAGCACUACUGGAUGGCUGUGAACUCACAUAUAAAUCCUGUGAGACUCUGGCCUCAGCUCUGCAGACACCAAACUCCCCCCUGAGAGAACUGGACCUCAGCUAUAAUAACCUGGGAGACAGAGGAGUGGAGCUGCUCUGUGUUGGACUAACCAGUCCACUCUGCAACAUACAGACACUUGUACUGGAUGGCUGUAAGCUCACAUAUAAAUCCUGUGAGACUCUGACCUCAGCUCUGCAGACACCAAACUCCCCCCUGAGAGAACUGGACCUCAGCUACAAUGACCUGGGAGACAGAGGAGUGGAGCUGCUCUGUGUUGGACUAACCAGUCCACUCUGCAACAUACAGACACUUGUACUAGCUGGCUGUGAACUCACAUAUAAAUCCUGUGAGACUCUGGCCUCAGCUCUGCAGACACCAAACUCCCCCCUGAGAGAACUGAACAUCAGCAACAAUGACCUGGGAGACAGAGGAGUGGAGCUGCUCUGUGUUGGACUAACCAGUCCACUCUGCAACAUACAGACACUUGUUCUGGGUCAGUGUGGUCUGACAGAGGGUUGCUGUUCAGAUCUGGCCUCUGUCCUGAGUUCACCCAACUCACAACUGAAACAACUGGAGCUGAGAGACAAUGACCUGCAGGACUCAGGAGUUACACUGCUGUCUGCUGGACUGGAGGAUCCAGACUGUAAACUACACACACUGGGGCUGUCUGGCUGUCUGGUCACAGAGGAGGGCUGUGCUGCUCUGUCUUCAGCUCUGAGGUCAAACCCCUCCCACCUGAAAGAGCUGGACCUGAGCUACAAUCACCCAGGAGACUCUGCAGGGGGACUGCUUUCAGCUGCUCUGGUGGAUCCCACAUAUAAACUGAUGAAGCUGAAUGUGGAUCAUGGUGGAGAGUGCAGGCUGAAAUCAGGGCUGAGGAAAUAUGCCUGUCAUCUCACCCUGGACCCAGAUACAGCAAACCCAAACCUGAUACUGUCUGAGGGGAACAGGAAGGUGAAACGGGUGGUGGAGGAGCAGCAUUAUGAAGACCAUCCAGACAGAUUUGACUGUCUUUACCAAGUUCUCUGCAAAGAAGGCUUAUCUGGGUGUCGUUAUUACUGGGAGGUGGAGAGGGAUGGUGCCAUGGCUGACAUUGGUGUGGUGUACGAAGGACUGAAGAGGAAGGGAGUGGAGGAAGACAAUUGGAUUGGCGAUAAUAGGAAGUCCUGGAGUUUACUCUGCUCUCACAGUGGUUAUCUCUUUUACCAUGCUGGAGUCCGUAGCAGAAUCAUCCCUGGUACUGAUUCUAACAGAGUUGGAGUGUAUCUGGACUGGCCAGCUGGUACUUUGUCCUUCUAUAGUGUGUCCUCCUCUGGUACACUGACACACCUUUACACAGAACACACCACAUUCACUGAACCCCUCUAUCCUGGGUUUGGGGUUUACUCCUCCUCAGUGACCCUGUGUCAGAUAGAUGACCAACACAUUCAGAGAGACCAUGGUGGAGAGUGUUGUGUCAAGCCUGGACCUGAGAACAGGACCAACCCUUCCCUGAGGAAUGAGAUGAAGAUUCUUCAUGUAGAGGAACAUGGAGUGUCUUUAGAGGAAGUGCAUGAGGUCACCAGAUUCCAUGCUAAGGUUCUCCAUCCCAAGUUCUCAGCUAUCUCUGUUAUACUGAGCUAUAUCUUUUCAUGGAACGUAGAUGUCCACUGUGACGUGGUCCUCUAUAUGGCAGUCGUUGCUGUAAAAGAGAAUCUCUUCUCAGUCAACUUACCUGAUGUAUACAGCAAAGACUAUCAUCCAACAGGUGCUGUGUCGGGGGCAGGGCGUCCGGCUGAGAGCAGUCUGACUGGUCCUCCAGAGCUGCGUUCUGUACGGAGAGAGUUUGCGAAACGAGUAUCAGGACCUGUCCUGAAUGGACUGCUGGACGGACUCCUGCAACACACAGUCAUCAACCAGGAGGAAAUGGAGUCAGUGAAGGUGAUCGCUGAGAGGGCAGAGAAGGCACGUGACAUCAUCGACAUGGUGUUGAGAAAAGGAACUGAGUCAUGUUCCAGGAUGAUGAACCUUCUUGGGGAGCUGGACCCUUAUCUUUGUUCACAGCUUCAGAUCAACAGUGUUGGGGUACCAACCUAA
Messenger RNA from Salvelinus namaycush (lake trout), 4247 nucleotides. Its product is annotated as NACHT, LRR and PYD domains-containing protein 3-like. The record is from RefSeq and is a predicted model, not a curated record. The transcript has 15 exons. Lineage: Eukaryota; Metazoa; Chordata; Actinopteri; Salmoniformes; Salmonidae. Gene Ontology annotation, molecular function: protein binding. Gene Ontology annotation, biological process: regulation of apoptotic process. The coding region runs from base 27 to 4247 and encodes 1406 amino acids.